AUGUCGUUCAAUCGUGAGGGAAAGGAAAGUUUCAGCCGCUAUAGGGUGGUUAAGUCCUUACAGGAUAGUGAAGUCCUUGAAGAAAACGGCGUUAAAGAGGCUCGUGUGGUGUCAGAGUUGGGAAAGAGUGAUGAUGCACGAGUUCAACUGAUUGGUUUCGUUCUGGGGACGGUGGGGUUUGGCAUCGGAAUCCGGCUGGGGCAACUGUCGCCGGGAGUGGAGUACAGGCUUCACCGGAAGCUUGGAAUCGGAGUGUUCUGCUUAGGGGCGUUGCAGACUCUGGCACUGUUGUUUAGGCCAAACACAAGGAACAAGUUCAGAAAGUACUGGAAAUCGUACCACCACUUUGUAGGGUACUCGUGUGUGGUGCUUGGGUUUGUGAAUGUCUUUCAAGGAUUUGAGGUGAUGGGUGCAAGUAGGUCCUACGCCAAGUUGACCUAUUGCCUAGGACUCUCUACUCUCAUUGGCCUUUGCAUUGCUUUGGAGGUCAAUUCUUGGGUCGUUUUCUGCAGAAAAUCCAAGGAAGAUAAGAUGAGGAGAGAAGGGUUCAUUUCAACUUCUCACAAAGGAACUUCAUCUGCCAUUCACAAUUAACGUUACUAUUUCAUUUCAACUUUUUACUCAAUUUUUUGUAUCCAAAU
Messenger RNA from Vigna umbellata (rice bean), 641 nucleotides. Its product is annotated as cytochrome b561 and DOMON domain-containing protein At2g04850-like. Lineage: Eukaryota; Viridiplantae; Streptophyta; Magnoliopsida; Fabales; Fabaceae. The record is from RefSeq and is a predicted model, not a curated record.